Messenger RNA from Microbotryum saponariae, 7232 nucleotides. The record is from the annotation of a GenBank genome assembly. Lineage: Eukaryota; Fungi; Basidiomycota; Microbotryomycetes; Microbotryales; Microbotryaceae.
AUGAUCGCGCCUCGAGCUGCCCAGGCUGGAGCUGAUCGUGUCGUUUGUGCCUGGGACGGCCGUGCGCGGCGCUGCCGAGUCCCGGCUUGUGCUUCUCCCGGCCAUUCCACAUCCGAUCAACUGGACGGUGCGAGCUUGGAGCGGAUCAUCUUCGAGGUGAGUGUGAGCAAUAGCAAGCCCAGGAUCUCAGAAGUUCUUGUCAGACCACUGACCUUGUCGAGCUCUGAAUGCGCAGACGCACGGCUUCAACGUACCUCGAGCUCGCGCGGUGACGGCAUUCAUAGCGACCAGCUGCCGACGGGUCCAACUGACACCUGGCAAACGGCACCGGGCUCGCGUUCGCGACUCGUCUUGGGCCGCCAUUCCGCACCGCUCUUCCCGCUAGCCACUUUCUUAUCGGAGACACCAUCUAUCAGAGCACUCUCGCUCCCUACGGUUGUGCGGUGGGCCCUGGUGAUCUCAAGGCCAAGGUGAGUGUCUGUUCUUCCUAUCCGCGCUUCUGCUUGCGCAAGUGCCGACGCCGGACUCGUGUGCUGCCAAAGAAACAACUUGGCUCAACUUUCUGUUCGAAACCCUCCACCAGAUUUGAGAAAGACAGCUGGAGGUCUUGAAGGCAUACUGGUGCACGAGACGAGGCGACCGGGCUAGAGUCCAACUUCGACCGCGGGUAAGUCGUCGAAAGCUCGUGAUAGAACGCCCGGACAGGAAUUCGACUCGACGCGCAUUUUCUGACCCGUCUUGACACCCUCGUGAUCUUAUCGCGACCAGCAGAGGAGUUGCUUGAUUUAAUUUGGGCGCAGACGGGUCGCUGCGUCGUCAAUAUGCCGCCUUUCCCUGUAUCGACCCCCGACCCGAAUCGGUCCAGGCUACCCGCGACAUCGGCCUCGUCGCAAGGUUCGACAUCUUCACCGACCUCGUCCGCCGCCCCAUCAAAUACGAGCUCAUCAGGAGGGGGUGGCAACCAAUUCAUCUCGUUCUUGACCAAAGUUGGCCGCGGAUUGGGCAAGGCCAGUGCCUCGGGCGCCGAAGCUUCGGCCACGGGUUCGGCCUCCACCUCGCCCUCGACACUUCCUCCGGCCAGUCGGUCCCAUUUUGCGGCCGUUCGUCCGGGUAGCGAUGGUCUCGAAGCAUUCGGAGGCAGAGCCGUUUCCACGGGCAGUUCUUCCCGCGGUGCAGGCGUCAAGCUUUCAAAGUCGAAAAUGUCGGCCAUUGAUCCGAUCAUCCUCGACCAGGAACUGAAGCGCGAAGAGGCCAUCGCUGCGGCCUUUGUCGCGGGGGGAGGAAGAGGAGGGAGGGGUGGUUUGAUCACUUCGACGCACGGGAAAACGAAGCCGACGGUUGCAGCCACAACUACCGGAUAUGCACCGGCCCAGACGACGACAUCUGCCACGAAGGUGCAGAUCGCGCGCAAGACGAGCCUGAGAUCACCCACGUCCAGAUCGAGCAGCAUCUUGGUCGGGUCGCCCGUUUCCCCUGCGACUCCACAAAGACUCUCCAUCGACAUCGCCUCGUCCCCGCCCUAUGAAACUUUGCCUCCCACCAUAGAGGAUGAGGGACCGAUGAUGCGACCCUCCCAAAUCUUGUCAGAGCUCUCUGACGUCGCACAGCACACCUCGGAUCCAUCGCGCUUGAUCCACCUUAUGCGGAAACUCGCAAAGAGCGUUGCCACCUACCCUUUCCCACCGCCUGCGCUUGCGGCUGCCCCCCUUUCCCAGGCACUUGCCUCCCAUCCGACCUCUCCUGCCGCCGAGGCCGGUGACACGACGCCGCCGCACCUGCGUCGAGCGGCACCAACCCCGACGCCCGUGCAAAUUUACCUCUCGCAGUCGCGCUGGCUAUCGCCGCACUCGCCCCCAGCACUCAGAGAGGCCGUUCUUGCGCUCUUGGUCGCUUCGAUUGAGGCGAGUCAAAGUGCCACGGGAGGAAUGAAGGAGACGGACAAGGCCAUCUAUUGGGAAGAGACGAGACGCUGGGCCGAGGAAGGCAAAGUACAAGCUGACGACGGACUCGGUGGUCGACGCUGGAUGCUCCCCGACGCCGAGCGUGAACUCCUUGUGAUGGUACUGUCGAUCAUGACGAAACGCGGACGCGAUCUGUCCGACGUGCCCGGUCUUGUCGCUCUGUUGUGCCACUUUGUCACCGAAUCUCUACCGACCCCGCGCCCGCCUUCACCUCUGUUUGACCUGACACUACAAACCCCGCUCGUGCGCAAAUCAGCUUCGAUGCCACCGUCCAAGCAUACCAGCGCCCUCGCACUACUGACGGCAUUGCAUCGCUUCUCGGCCCCGUACGUCUAUGCCAACUCGACUCGACUGGCGCUGAAAGCGAUGCUCGAGGUCGCCAGGCUACAAGACGAGGACGACAUCGGCGGAGUCCAGGCGAUGGACGAACACGGCAAUGCGACGUGGUCUCUGUCGGACGAUUCGAAGGACGGCAGCAUGCUGGGCUUCUUGACGGCAUUGAUCCGUCAUGGCGAGGUGGCAGGAAAACGAGAUGCCCAUUUCCAGGCGCAGAUUGACGACGAGCGCGACUUUGACCCGGAGGGCGCAAGCUUGGACAGUGACGAACUAUUGCGUGAGAUUGUUGCCGUCGUGGCGCGCAUUAUUGGCUUGGAAGGUCAUGUGCGAGUUGUGGACCUCAUCGACGGCGACUCGACACCACCUUCGACGCAUGACCGGGCGACCCGACCCAGCGAGCUGCCUCCUCGAGCUCAACGUCUCAUGACCGAGCUCAUCAGAUCGCCGGCCAACCAGGCACUCAAAUCACUACGUAGCUCGUUGAUCGCCCCGCCGGCGACCUCACCGCGGCCUCUGCCUCCCGUGUUACUGCUGGUCGGCACCUUGAGAUCGCUCCGCAAGGCCCUCGACGACCACUCCAAGGAGGUGGAGACAAGCGUUGAGCGUCGCGCGGACUCCAUCACAAAGACUCCGAGCUGGAGUGACCACCGACUGCCGAACUUGCUCUCGCUGGGUCUGCCUUACCUCUGGAACGGAAUGCGUCGAGCCAUGGAGUGGCAGUCCGCCCCGAUCGACGCCGAGGUGCUCAAGUUGAUGGAUGAUCGUCUGGAGGCUAUGGAUCGACUUGCCCGCAAGAUCAAGGACGUGAGGAAAGCAGGUGCCGGCGGUACCGCGAGCAAUUUGCUGGCUCCGAAUGGGAUGCGAGAGGGAGGCCUUCACCAAGAGGGUCCGGAAGACGAGGGGGAGCAGGGUGUCGGCUACGAAGAGUGGGACAUGACGAUUGACCUGCUCAUGGCGACCAAAUGGCACAUCGACACCUGGGAGACGACCAAAUUGAAGUCCUGGACGCUUGAAGAUGAAGGUCUGUCAAUGAGCCGCGGAUCCGAACGUAAUAUACGUCUGACGCGUAAAGCUUCACCCUGUGUACAGAUGAUCCCAACGAGAGCAGCACAGGUGGGAUUACGCGGAAAACACCCGCCGCGAGGUAAUUGAGCUGACCCGAAUUCAGCCCCCGUUAACACAGAUAUUUCUGAAGACGAAGAGAGCCGCGACGAGCUCGCUCCAGCCUCGUCAUCGGGUCACACUUGGCGACAGCCCGAAGUUCUCGAAGUUUUUGCUGCUUUGCUGCGGCGACUCAUCCGGGCGUGGCGCCACGAGGACGGCUUCUCUGGACCAUCGGAGCGAGUCCUCGCGCUUCUCAUCUCCCUCGCAUCGCACUUGCCCGAAUCGUACGCCCUCCACGUGCUCGAGCAAAUCGAGGCGCACGCCCUUUGUCUACCCACACGGACGGAAUGGCUAGAUCGCACACAAGAGAUCCUCAAAGCGUUUUACGUCUCGCCAUCACGAGGCCAAGGAAGCGUGCGCGUACUCUAUCCUGGGGCGACAGCUUCGGUUCGACGCCGAACGCUGCAGCUGGUCUCGUCACUGCACUCGCAGCUGCAUCAUCAGCGCGAGCAGCGCGAUGCGCUGGUCAGCACCAUCAUCCUACCGCUACUUGAGACGAGCUUCGAGGUCGAAACGGACGCCGAAGUCGCCGAGGUAAUGAUCACUCUCUCCAACGAGGUGGUUCGCGACAGCCUCGGCACCGAGGAAGAUAAUUCGGGGGGUCCGCUCGGUCCGUUCGAUCGACUCCGUUUGCUGCUAGUACGCAAUGCCAAAGGAUCUGUCCGACCCUUUGACCGCUACUCGACCUCUGCUCCGACGACGCCUAAAGCGAGACGAACAAACCUGGCGUCCCUGUCUCGGUACCACAAGGACAACUCGCCCUCGGCAAUGAGGUCGUCACCGUCCAUCUCGGCUCCCGUCGCCACCCCUUCGAUCGCAGGCUCGACAACGCAGGAACCAACCGAUCUAUCGCACGUAGCCGUCAUGGGCCUCAUCACAAUGUUCCACGUUUGUCUCGAGACAUCGACGUGCGAGUCCUCGGAAAAGGGCGUGCAGAUCUUCCGCGACCUCUUGGCCCUGCUCAGUCCGGCCGCGGCGCCGACUUCCGAUACCUUGACGGAUUACGCGAUCCCACUGCGCACUCGCAUGCUCAUCUUGACGUGGCUCGUUCGACUGCGCGCCGAUGCAUCUCACCGUAUUCAAUGGGUCCACGACGUCGACAUCACGAGCGCGGCCACCGCUCUAUACCGCGCCGAACAAGCGAACGGGCCUGCCAUGGACGCGCUCAACGGCGCGAUGGAGGACGGAUCACGCGGCCGUUCCGGGCGUGGAUCAGCACCUCCGAGUGAGCGGUCGGCCAGCGCAAGUCGUGCACGAAGAGGCAAUGAUGAUCGAAGCCCGAGUCGCAUGGGCCGUCGCGGAACCCAGACCCCUGCCACGCUGGCUGGCGUUGUGAUCGCGACCGGACCUCCACUAUGGGCCGUACCAGAGACCUUGCCUUUCGAAUUUGGCUCUCUAUCGUCCUCGUUCGGCGCCGAGGGGCUCGUGUCGUUCGACCAUCACCGUAUGCGCUACUGGACCGAGGAGCAGGACCCAGGAACGGGUCAAUUCGUCGCCAAGGAGAUUGUCGAUCCCUCCGCCGCCUCCGACCCCGAGGCCAAGGUCGUCGUCUUGCCCGUCUCCGAGUACCUCUGCGUAGUCAACCAUCUCCUCGCGCACGAUCAAGAGUGGGAGCUGCUCUCCUACCUGCUGUGUCAUCUGCCGGAGCAGCUCAGCAACAAGCACUUCGCUGCGGGUCCUCGCGCAUCGCUGCAAAUCUACACCCUGCUCAAGCAUCUCUGCUUUGGUCUGAGAUCGAUCGACCGGCCGUGGCCCAACAUCUUACCCAUGGGAGUGAAGCGUGCCGAGGCACAAGCUGUGACGUAUCAAAUUUUGACGGCCCUCAUCGCGUAUCGAAGUCUGUUCAGUCGCCAGCAACAGCACGAGAUGGUCGAAACGUUCAUGUGCGGCCUCAGCAACCCGCGCGACUUGGCCAAGCCGUGCAUCCACGCUCUCAGCAUUGCCUCGUUCGAGAUGCGCCCCUCGGUCACCAAGCACCUGUCCGAGAUCGUGCGCAACUUGCAGAAGAUCAUCUCGUCAGCCGAACUGGGUGUACACAUCCUCGAGUUCAUAGCCGGGAUCGGCCAGCAGCCGUCUGUGUACUCCAACUUUACCGACGUUGAUUUCCAGACGGUGUUUGGCAUCGCGCUCAAGUACAUCCAGGCCCAUAAUGAGCGCCUGCUCGACGCCCCGUUGACCGCAGAGGACGAGGAGGGCAUCGAGUAUGCCUUUUCGCAGUACGUCUUCCUGCUCGCGUACUACUGCAUCGCCGCAUGGUUCCUAGCGUUGCGCCUUUCUGAACGGCCCAAGUUCGUGCCGUUCCUCACCCGUCGUCUGGUGCAAGCGAACGAAGGCAAGCCCGAGGUCGAUGAAGCCACGGAGGUCUGCUUCGACAUGAUCGCUCGUUACACCUACACGAAUGCCGACCCUCGAGCGCGCGCAUCCUCCUUCGACGAUCUCUUGACGGGGGAGACUCAGCCCGCGCUCGGCGUUGGCCCUACCCUGCCUUCAAAGUCGUGGAUCAUUGGCACCGCUACGAUCACGAUCAGCAACAUCAAGAUGGCCGGUUGGGUGGAAGUUACGAUCCGCCGAGCGUCGGGCAUUGUCAAAAUGAUGUGGGAGCUGCAAAAUAUUACAGGCGUCAAAUCGUCGUCGGAUGCGGAGCUCGUUAGCAUGUACAUGCGUCACCGGGAGAACGCAGGGAUCUCAGGUGCCGAAACAAUCGAAGCAUCAGCAGCGUCCUCUCAGGAUCCGACGGGAAUGGCUCCUGCUGCACCCAAAUUAGACUCGGCGGUCGUCGAAGCCGUCAACUUGGCCCAUGCCGCUUCCCUGCCGCCCACCCUCGAAUCCGGCUUGCUCACGGUCGGCCCCGAAUUCUUUGCGCUGCAACUGUCGCGAUUUCCCGAGCUCGCGCCCAGCACGACCCCGAUCCUCAUGCCCGACGAUCCGGCCUAUGGGCGGGCUCUGCGUAUGCUCGAUCGCGUCCCCGUCGUAGAUUUGCACAAAAUCGGUGUGCUCUACGCUGGGCCGGGGCAGUUCACCGAGGCAGAGAUCCUCGCCAAUACCCACGGUUCGAAGCCCUACAUCGAGUUCAUUUCUGAGCUCGGUCAACUGUGGCGACUCAAGGACCAUCCUCAGUACUGUGGAGGCCUUGAUCGCGAGCAAGACUUUGACGGCAAGUGGAUGUACGUUUGGGACGACGAUAUUGCCCAGAUGUUCUUCCACGUCGCUACUUUGAUGCCCACGGAUCUCGAGCGGCACCCACGAAGCGAGCGCAAGAAGUCCCACAUCGGCAACGACUUUGUCAAGGUCAUCUUCAACGAGUCCGGGGGCGAGUUCGCCUUCGACACCUUGCCGAGCGAGUUCAACUUUGUCAUAAUUGUCAUCCAGCCGCACACGCCUGCAGGGAACCCUUGGCUCGCGCCGGGGAUGACCAGCAACGCUCAGUUCUUCAAAGUCACGAUGCAGUGCCGUGCCGGGAUGCCCGAGAUCGGACCCCUGGGCUCUUUCAAGAUGGUUGCCGGCUCAUCGCUACCCCACGUCGUUCGACAACUCGCCUUGCACAGCAAUAUUUUUGCCCAGAUCUACCUCGCGACGGUCGGCUUCGAAGGCGGCCACGGCAAGACGCAGAGGAUCGGCUACGUCUCGAACUGGCGACAGCGGCUGCAGCAAAUCAAACAGCUCAAGAAGAGGAUCAACGACCAGCGCGGAACUGCGCCACCCUCAACGCAGGGUCAGCGACUCAACGUCGAGGAGGCCGAGCUGGCGAGGCUGUUCACGAGUUGGCUCUAG